Messenger RNA from Notodromas monacha, 1083 nucleotides. The record is from the annotation of a GenBank genome assembly. NCBI's taxonomy places the organism in Eukaryota, Metazoa, Arthropoda, Ostracoda, Podocopida, Cyprididae.
AUGGCAAUCAAAAUCAGCAGUUCGCUUAAAUCUCCAACUGCAUGUGUUUUGAGCAGCGAGACGCCUAAACUUCAGCGCCGUUUAAAGAACCGCCAUAUCCAGUUGAUCGCCAUGGGUGGUGCAAUUGGCACAGGGCUGUUCUUAGGUUCAGCACAUAUUAUUGAAUCUGCUGGCCCUUCGAUUAUUUUGGGUUAUAUGAUUGGCGGUUUGAUUGCAUUUUUAAUUAUGCGUCAGCUCGGUGAAAUGAUUGUGCAUGAGCCAGUGACGGGUUCAUUUAGCUACUUUGCCUUUAAAUAUUGGGGGCGGUUUUCAGGCUUUUUAACAGGCUGGAACUACUGGGUACUGUAUAUCUUGGUGGUGAUGACUGAGCUGACCGCGAUUGGCAAGUAUGUGAAUUACUGGUGGCCACAUAUUCCUGCGUGGGUCUCGGUGCUGGUGUUUUUUGUGGUGAUCACACUGGCCAAUCUUGCCAAUGUCAAACUGUAUGCGGAGUCUGAGUUUUGGCUGUCGAUGAUUAAAGUUGUGGCGAUUAUCGCCAUGAUCAUCUUCGGGGUUUAUCUGUUGUUGACGGCUGAUGUCGGUUCAACUGCAUCUGUCACGAACUUAUGGGCACAUGGCGGGUUUUUCCCACAUGGCUUUGAAGGCUUGUUUUAUAUGCUGGCCUUUAUGAUGUUUGCCUUUGGCGGUAUUGAGCUGAUCAGUAUGGCGGCUGCGGAAACCGAAGAUCCUGAAAAGAACAUUCCAAAAGCCGUCAAUCAAACGGUGAUUCGGGUUUUCCUAUUCUAUAUUUGCUCGCUGGCGAUUCUUUUGUCUUUGGUGCCUUGGAAUCAAUUGGAUUUGGGUGGCUUAGAUAAAAGUCCAUUCGUACUUAUUUUUAAGCAAAUGGGCAUUGAUUGGGCAGCGCAUUUACUGAAUUUUAUUAUUCUGACUGCAUCGGUUUCUGUUUGUAAUAGUGGGAUGUAUGCCAAUAGUCGCAUGCUAUUAGGUCUGGCAGAACAGGGCAAUGCUCCACAAGUUUUUAAGCAGGUGAAUCGACAAGGGACACCGAUUGCGGCGACAUCACAGCCUUCACCAAAGGGCUGA